UCACUUGAAGGACGGCGGUGACUACACAUCAGUGGACUGAACCAUGUCUGCAUAAAUAAGAGUUUAUUACAUUUUAGACUUUUAUCGGCACGGCUCCUGUGUGUCUACAAUGUUUUGGAGGAAUAAAAACGUCAAGUAUUUGCUGAACCUUGUUCCGGGGAAGCGUCGCUUCGGCACCUUCAGAUUCCUUCCCAUCUUUUUUUGUAUCGGAGGUGUUAUCGAGUGGUUCAUGAUCAACGUGAGAGUAGGAAAAGAGACAUUCUAUGACGUCUAUCGAAGAAAAUUAUCAGAAGAGAGUUACCAGGAGAAGAUUGCUGAUGGUUCGGUUGUUCUCAAUCAAUCUGCAGCCAAGUGAGCAAUGGUCAGAGUUCAUGCUGACGUGACCCUCUGUCAUCUGUGGACACUUCUUGGUUCCUCACCUACUUCCAGCAGGCUCAAUGAGACUUAAUGGCGUGAUAUGAUGCAAACAGCCGCAUCACAAUCUUUGAUGCUAUUAAGGAGACCAGUCACUUGUAAAAUGCAGAGUUUAUUUCAUAAUAAGCUCUGAAACUGACAUGUGGAUGAGACUGAGGCUUUAAAACAUUUGAUCUUACUGAGAUGCAAUAUGGUUUAUGUGUCAGUCAGUGUGUAACAAAAGAUGUAAAAAUUCUUUAUACAUGUAAAACU
Messenger RNA from Thalassophryne amazonica, 666 nucleotides. RefSeq names its product small integral membrane protein 4. NCBI's taxonomy places the organism in Eukaryota, Metazoa, Chordata, Actinopteri, Batrachoidiformes, Batrachoididae. Bases 110 to 355 code for a protein of 81 amino acids. The transcript has 2 exons. The record is from RefSeq and is a predicted model, not a curated record.